AGUGACGUGGCGGUGAUCGGAUUAGCCCAGGCAGUCCGGUACAACUGCAAGUCUUCCUUCUCGCUAGAUUGAACAGUUCGUUGUUUUCUGGGUGAGAGAGAACAGUAUUCCGGCCGCUCUGGGACAAGAUAUCCGGACGGAUUUUGUGCGAAGUUGAUGUCUGUUUCCUUCCCCAGUACCAAAACCAAGCGGCCAUUAGCUUUACCCCGAGUUAAGUAAUUGGCUCCAAUUUCGAAGUGGUGUGGAAUAACCGUUAACAAAUGAACGUAAUACAUUCUUGCAGAACCACAAGAAUAAGCUGAAUGGAAAUCGUUUCAACGGCGGCGGACCCAGACCUACGUUGUAGGAACAGCCUCAUCUUGCACCGGCCAAGUGGCUCGUUGCAUUCAGCAAAGAAUGAAUCUUUUAUGACGACCGACAUCAUACAUUCCAUGAAUAUCAGUAGAUAUGAAUGAUACAUCCCCUACUGCCCAAGACAUCGCUAGCGACGACCAUCGGCCCUCAUCACCGGUCUCAACGAAAAUGGAGUGCGGUGGUGGACGCCAGAAUCAGGUGUCCCCCGGCGGAGGGGACACAGACCCGAAGGCAGAAACUCGGGAGUCAAAGAGGCCGUCGGAUAAGGCUUCCCUUGAUGAUUGCAGUCGUCCUUCGGAACCAGAGCCCAUACAACCGACACUGACCAAACGGAAGCGUACGGUCCUCUCCAUCGCCGAGAAGGCUGACCUCAUUCGGCGCAUGCGUAAUGGAGAAUCGCAGCGACAAUUAGCCUUUGAGUAUGGCAUCGGGACUUCUACCGUAUCUGACGUGAAGAAGCAUGAAGCCGAGAUUCUCAGGUACGUAGAAACAAACGGCGACUUCGUGGCCAUGAACAGAAGGAAGCUGGAAGCCGGUGCCAAGGUCGAUGUGGAAGAAGCCGUCUUCGAUUGGCUGAUGAAGGAAAUGCGUGCUGGGAGAGAGUUAUCCCCCUCCGACGUGAUGUCCAAAGCCAGAGCAGAGCACCACAGAUUACGAGGAAACGAGGAAUUCCGAGCUAGUACAGGUUGGCUGGAGCGUUUCAAGCGGCGGUACAACAUCCACUCCUUCAGACCAGGAGAGGAGGACCUGUGGAAACCAACUUUGGGCAGGUCAUCCAACUCCGACAGUGCCUUCGGUGCUUCUCACGCCCGACGGAAGGACGCGGUAACCGCUAUGAGUAAGAGGUUACAUAAAAUGUCUGGUAAGAGAUCCUUCAAGAACAGAUCUCGGGAGAGAUCCCCUUCACCGACAACGAUCAAAGCGGAGACGGACAGCCACGAGGAAUAUGAUUACGCUGACAUGAGGACUGACACGAUUUCUCCCGAUUUAUCGCAUCCCUAUCAUCCUCAGGUCAGUCUCGAAGAAGGGCAUCUCAAUCUGGACUUGCCUCCUGUUGAGGAGAUUCCUUCAGCGGGAGAAGCAGCCAGCAUGCUCUCGAAAGCGCUUGUGUGGGCGGCGGCCCAACCGGAAACGGCACCGCAGGAGUUGUUCGUCUUGAAACAGUUGCAGACCAAAGCAGCAUUGAAAUGUCUUCUGAAAGCAACCCAAUAACGAUAGGAAUAAUUAGGAAUGCGGUUCAUCAUAUUUGUACUGUACAUAGCAACAUAUUUGUGAAUAUAUUUAUAACAACAGGU
Macrobrachium nipponense is the source of this 1649-nucleotide messenger RNA. RefSeq lists its product as uncharacterized. The record is from RefSeq and is a predicted model, not a curated record. Lineage: Eukaryota; Metazoa; Arthropoda; Malacostraca; Decapoda; Palaemonidae. Gene Ontology annotation, cellular component: nucleus. The coding region runs from base 448 to 1566 and encodes 372 amino acids. Gene Ontology annotation, molecular function: DNA binding. The transcript has 4 exons.